AUGGAUGGCAGCUACUCGGUUAAGACGGCUUAUUUGAUCGGCAAAUCAUGUAAUCUUGACCUCUUUCACAAGGCUUGGGUGGAAAUUUGGGGGCUUGGGGUUACUCCAAAGGUACGCCAUUUUCUGUGGCGAAUUUGCACAGGAACUUUUCCGGUGAGAGCUUACCUCAAUUACAGACAUAUGAGUGAUGUUGUAGACUGCCCAUGGUGCGUGAACUGCCCAGAAACCACCCAGCACGCUUUGUUCGAUUGCCACACUAUUCGUGCGCUUUGGGUGGAAUGUGAUUGUGUUGAAAUGUCAAUUUGGCCUACCGGUAUGUCUUUCUUAAAUUUAAUUGAAUCAUGGAGUAAGUUGGAUGCACAAAAGGUGAGUAUAGGUGCGAUAUUAAUGUGGAACAUAUGGCAUAGGCGAAAUGAGAUGAUCUUCAAGGGCAAAGAAAUUUAUCAUCCGGUGAUCAUCGAGCGUACUCACAGACUUGCAUCGGAUUGUAACUCCUACUUGAAGAAGAUUUAUGGGGGUGUCAAACGCAACCCAUGUCGCAGCCCCAAGAAGUGGAAAGCGCCACCUGAAGGUAUCAUAAAACUCAAUUGUGACGCUUCUUUACAUGAGGAGGGUUGGAUUGGAAUGGGGGUGAUUGCUAGAGAUUGGAAGGGGGAAGUACUCUUUGCCGCGACCAGAAGAGUGAGAGCUUACUGGCCUCCAAUCGUUGCUGAAGGGAAAGCGAUCGCAUUAGCCGUUAAACUUGCAAAACGGUUUGGUUUACCAGAGGUUAUCAUAGAGUCCGAUAGCGAAGUCAUCAUUAAGCGCUUAACCAAAGCAACGAUCUACUUCACUGACCUGGAUGCUCUUUUAGAUGAAAUUUUAUUCUCUUGUUUCUCUUUUUCUUCUGUUGUUUGGUGUCAAGUUGUAGACACCUAA
Messenger RNA from Chenopodium quinoa (quinoa), 918 nucleotides. RefSeq lists its product as uncharacterized. Lineage: Eukaryota; Viridiplantae; Streptophyta; Magnoliopsida; Caryophyllales; Amaranthaceae. Bases 1 to 918 code for a protein of 305 amino acids. Gene Ontology annotation, molecular function: RNA-DNA hybrid ribonuclease activity; nucleic acid binding. The transcript has a single exon. The record is from RefSeq and is a predicted model, not a curated record.